UACCUCUGAAGAAGACUAAAAUCCCAGCAAGAUAAUGAGACAAUGAAAUUGAAGCCUUCCUCCUCAGCAACUUUCCCACCCUUUCUCCCACUCUUCUCGCUUAAAACCCCAUUAACCCGAAGAUGGCCACAAUCUCAUCCAUAUUCUCACCACCCAAUAUCCUUCACCACCCCACAAAACCCAUCGAAACCUCACCUAAACUGCCCCUCCAAAUCCUCAAACCAACCCAAUUUCAGGGCUUUCACAAACUCACUUCCUCCUAUCUGACUCUGACCCCCAGGCACUCACAGAGGCUCUUCGCUGUCGCCCAAGAAGUCGCGGCGGACCCGGCUUCGAAGGCUGCCAGGAGAGUCUACAUUGGUAACAUUCCCAGGACUCUGGAUAAUGCUGAGCUUACCAAAAUUGUUGAGGAACAUGGUGCUGUCGAAAAGGCUGAGGUGAUGUAUGAUAAGUACUCUGGAAGAAGUCGCCGAUUUGCAUUUGCUACGAUGAUGACUGUUGAAGAUGAUGCCGUGGUUGAGAAACUGAAUGGAACUGAGAUCGGAGGACGUGAAGUCAAAGUAAACAUAACUGAAAAACCCCUGCUACAAGCGGACACAUCACUUGUUCAGGCAGAAGAGUCUCAAUUCAUUGACAGCCCCCACAAAGUUUAUGUUGGAAAUCUUGCAAAGGAAGUAACCACGGAUACACUCAAAACCCUUUUCUUUGACAGGGGAAAAGUUCUUAGUGCAAAAGUUUCUCGGGUUCCAGGGACCUCAAAAUCUAGCGGAUUUGGGUUUGUUUCUUUUUCCUCGGAGGAGGAUGUAGAAGCUGCAAUCUCAUCUUUCAACAAUACUUUGUUCGAAGGGCAAAGAAUUCGUGUGAACAAGGCAUAGUAGAGCUGGCAGAAGGGAGUUUGCACUUGUAUCUAUUGUAUCAGAAACUAGGGUAGGCCCAUAUGAUUAUGAGUGAAACCAAAAAUCGAAGUCAUUUUUGUAGUUUCUUAUGGUUUCAAUCUUAAUGACAUUGUCACGACCUUGAGGUUUUCUGGUCAUUCCUGGUAGAAGCUGAUUGGAUUGAAAGUUAUCAAUGUAUGAUAUGGCAUAAUUAGUGCGUCCUGAUUUUAUUGUGGCU
Molecule: messenger RNA, 1113 nt
Organism: Pyrus x bretschneideri (Chinese white pear)
Lineage: Eukaryota; Viridiplantae; Streptophyta; Magnoliopsida; Rosales; Rosaceae
Product: 30S ribosomal protein 2, chloroplastic
Exons: 4
Coding region: 123-875 (250 amino acids)
Cellular component (GO): cytosol
Molecular function (GO): mRNA binding
Source: RefSeq, a predicted model, not a curated record